CAAGUUUUGCCAGUAUGAAAAACGGGUCAGUAUUUUAUGACAGACAGGACAGUGGCUAUCCAGAGAGUCCGAUCAUCUUGGAAGCCCAUCACAUAAGGAAAAAUUACAAAUUCCUGAAACGUGAAAUGGAACCAGAUUCAAUAGUAGACUACCUAGUCCAACACAAUAUUCUUGACACAGACGAAGAUAAAAAUCUGAUUGGAAAGCCUCGAAGGAUAAAAUGCGACUUUAUUUUAAGGAAACUGUUAUAGCAUCCAAGACAUUUGCCAGAAUUCACAAGAAUGAUAAAACAUUACCACCGGGAAGAAGAAGGAUUCCAUUGUUUUCUUUCUCUCUCAAGGUCUGAAGCCUUGGCAGGCGAAACUUCCCACAAUGCUGAAGAAGUAAUAAAAUCCACACGUUUGGAUGGAACACUGAAUAAACAUAGAAAUGAACUUUUGGAGGAAAUCAAGUUCAGGAUAUCGGAUGAAACUGAGAGCAUCGUUGAUGAUUUCUUGGAAAAAGAUAUUGUCUCUGUAUAUGAACAUGAGGAAAUAUCGGCCGAUACAAAUAAAUCUAAUGCAGCUCAUUUGCUACUAACGUGCAUAAAGAACAAACUUCCACAUUCUUACUUAGUACUGCUCUCAGUACUAAGAACAUAUGGAGUACAUGAUCUUGCUGGCCGUCUCGAAGCUAUAGAUGAUAAUGAUUUCGAACAAACAGAGAGAGAAUUUACAGCUACAUGGAAAAUGUUGGAUGGUGAACUACAUUUGACUUCAAAAGUUCCCUUUGAAGAAUUGGGAGUACUCGAAGUAAAAUUCACAAAAAUUGAGGGAGGUAUAGAAAGAGCUGUGAUACUUGCUAUAAAAGACGCCGAAGUAACGGUUGCACAAAGAACACACUCAACCUACUAUAAAACAUCGACGGGGUCAAUAAUAAUUGUACUUCAAACCGAGUCAUGCUAUGCAAUGGCAAAAUUAAGGCAAUUCAUAGAAACAGAGGGUAUUUCCAAGUUUUUGUCACAAAUAUUUGAAUCCAGUUAUGUAAGAAAACUUUUGACGAAAGAAAAAUACGAAAUAGACGUUCAGAUCAGAGAAGUAAAGGAAAGAAAAGGUAAUCCAAAUUUGAAUAGUUUGCAGUCAACUGAACAUAAAAAACUCGAAAAUACAUACAAGUCGCGUUUGGACAGAUGUCAUAUUUUUCUUGUGGAAGAACUUCAACCGCGCUGUUUGCUAAAAGAGAAGGAGGUUGCCGACAUUUUCAGUUCAGUUUUGGAGAAGAUGAGGGAGCCAAGCUUGAGAAGAGCAAAAGUUGAAUUCUUCCUAGAACAUCUCAAAAAGCAGCCUGAGGAGAAAAUUAAACUAGUUUUAGAUAAACUGCAAGAUAAAAACGAGUACAUUUAUGAACAACUGUUUCCAGAUACAGCGAAAUAUCGAGAUACUGACAUCGAACAAAUUAAAGGAAAUAUUUUGGAUAGUUUACCAAACCUCUUAGAUGUGGUUAAUAUCCGUGCAAUUCAAACUCCUCUCUUGAGUGAGGGGAUAAUAUCACCAGAAGAACUUGAUUUAAUACACAUGAGCAGUGGAAGUCUUAGAAACAAAACUUUGCAGUUUGUGAAAUUGGUCUUACACAGAGGAACAGAGGCAAUCAAGAUUUUUCUUUCAGCUUUGGAGAUCUCUUGUGGUGAAAGCAUAGUUGAAAAUCUUUUACAACAAAGGGCAAAUAUCCAAAUGACAAGCGCCACUGAAGAAAGACAUGCAAAAAUUAAAUAUGAAGCUUUCAAUGAAGAAGAUGGAUUAUUGUUUAAAGGCAGAUUUUUGUUAGAGCUGAAGACAGAGGCCGAAAUUGAGAAUAAGGACGUAGAAGUUAUAUAUGCUAGAGAAGAAGGACCACCAAAGGAAGAAAAUCCUGAAUUCGCAUCUGAAGAAAAUUCUUCAUCUGAGAGUGAUUCAAGUGAUGCAGCUCAUGAAACAAAACCAGAUAAUGAUUCUAAAUUUAUGUCAGGAAAAGGCUCAAAUGUUGAAACACUUGAAAUGGAUAGCUCUGAAAUACUAUCGAAUCUGACAAGAAAACUUGGAAAUGUAGAAGACGUAUUGGUAGUAAAAUGCAUUUUAUCAUCAACAAAUACUGACGAUGAAAGAAAGAAGGAUGAAGUUCAGAGAAGAUUUCCAAAAAAGUUUGAGAAAAUAAAGGAGGAUGUUUCAAAACUUCAACAUGUUUUAAAACAAUUGCAAAGUCUGAGAUCUGUCUUCACUGAUAAGUAUGAGUAUUCUUGUGUUGGAGAUAUGGAGGAAAUGGAAGAAAGACAUCAAGAUGACACAAAGCUCACAUCGUGCUCAGGAAAUACAGCUUGCUUUGAGAGACAGGAAACCCUUGAUACAUUGACGGAAGAAUAUGGAGACACUACUUUGACAGAGAGUGAUGAAGAUAGGGAGAGUACAAAGGAUUUAAAUCAACAAUCUUCAAAGUAUCAGGGCAUUUUAAUGGGCAAACUCCGAAAAAUAGAGGUUGUUCAGUCUGUAAUGAAAGUCUUCAAAAUUGUCACAGAGAAAGAAACCCAGUUGAUGUAUAUAAAGGAUAUAUUGAAUGAAGAACGAUACAAGAAACUGGAAAAAUACAUAAUUAAACUUCAAAAUAUUAGUGAGAAAAUUGGAAAGACAGCAGGAGAUUCAGCAGACGUGGCUUGAUAUACAAAUCCAUCUAUGCCUUACACUCGGUUGAGAUCACUUCAGUCAUCCAUAUUGGAUUAUAUAGUAAAUAAAACCUGAUGACCCGGGUAAUUAAUUAGACUUGAAAUAAAUAAAAAAUACAAGAAGAGGAAAAGUUACAAAAAGAAACAAAUUAGAAACAAAACAUUCACUUCCAUUGUGAUCUUUUUUCUUUGUCCAACGGUUUGUCUCAUUGUUGCAUCUAUCCGAGAAGCAGAACUGAACACAGUCUUUGUUAGGAAUUGAUGGUAUACAUUCUGUCCCCAUGGAAUUGUAAGGUUGGCAUCCGCGAAGGACGGACUUUACCUCAUUAGUGCCUAAGUCAAUAAAAUUUUUGUCUCAUUAGUUAAAUUGAUGAUGAUAUGAAGA
Messenger RNA from Saccostrea cuccullata (small rock oyster), 3056 nucleotides. RefSeq lists its product as uncharacterized. The record is from RefSeq and is a predicted model, not a curated record. The transcript is spliced from 16 exons. Lineage: Eukaryota; Metazoa; Mollusca; Bivalvia; Ostreida; Ostreidae. Gene Ontology annotation, biological process: regulation of apoptotic process.